Molecule: messenger RNA, 6330 nt
Organism: Xiphophorus couchianus (Monterrey platyfish)
Lineage: Eukaryota; Metazoa; Chordata; Actinopteri; Cyprinodontiformes; Poeciliidae
Gene: ap3d1
Product: adaptor related protein complex 3 subunit delta 1
Exons: 35
Coding region: 260-4060 (1266 amino acids)
Biological process (GO): protein targeting to vacuole; synaptic vesicle budding from endosome; neurotransmitter receptor transport, postsynaptic endosome to lysosome
Cellular component (GO): endosome membrane; terminal bouton; AP-3 adaptor complex
Source: RefSeq, a predicted model, not a curated record
CGCCAUUUUGUCAGCCAUUUCCUACGCUGAUCCAUUGCCAGCGUCUCUGCACAGCUCAGGACGCCCCGUCCGGCCUCAGCAGCUUCACCUACCCACCCGGGCUCGGUAGACUGUAGCGGACCGCCAACGCCACUGUACCCGGGUGGAUGAGAGACUAGCCCAGCGGGUCGGUCGGUUCGAUCUGCACUCAGAAGGACCGUCACUGCAAGGCGCUUAAGCCCCGAGGGACAGAGCGGAGCGGCGCAAGUCACAGGCAGACAUGGCUUUGAAGAUUGUCAAAGGCAGCAUCGAUCGGAUUUUCGAUAAAAAUCUCCAGGAUUUAGUACGUGGCAUUCGGAAUCACAAGGAAGAUGAGGCCAAAUACAUCUCCACAUGCAUCGACGAGAUCAAACAGGAGCUCAAGCAAGACAACAUUGCUGUCAAGGCCAAUGCUGUGUGCAAGCUCACCUACCUUCAGAUGCUGGGCUACGAUGUCAGCUGGGCUGCUUUCAACAUCGUUGAAGUCAUGAGUUCCUCCAAGUUCACAUACAAGAGGAUUGGUUACUUGGCAGCCUCGCAGUGCUUUCACGAGAGCACAGAUGUCAUCAUGCUGACAACCAAUCAGAUCCGAAAGGAUCUCAGUAGUCCCAACCAGUAUGACACAGGUGUUGCCCUAACAGGCCUGUCUUGUUUUGUUACCCCUGAUCUGGCACGGGAUCUCGCUAAUGACAUUAUGACACUGAUGUCCCACACCAAACCCUACAUCAGGAAGAAAGCUGUGCUGAUCAUGUAUAAGGUAUUUUUAAAGUACCCAGAAUCUCUGCGCCCUGCUUUCCCAAGACUCAAGGAGAAACUGGAGGACCCAGAUCCAGGUGUCCAGUCAGCAGCCGUCAAUGUGAUUUGUGAGCUGGCGAGGAGAAACCCAAAGAACUAUCUGUCUCUCGCCCCCCUUUUCUUCAAGCUUAUGACCUCCUCCACCAAUAACUGGGUUCUCAUUAAGAUCAUCAAACUGUUUGGUGCGCUCACACCGCUGGAGCCAAGGUUGGGGAAGAAGCUUAUUGAGCCUCUGACAAACUUAAUCCACAGCACCUCUGCCAUGUCUUUGCUGUAUGAAUGUGUCAAUACUGUAAUUGCAGUGUUGAUUUCUCUGUCCUCUGGGAUGCCCAACCACAGCGCUAGCAUCCAGCUCUGUGUGCAGAAACUGCGAAUCCUGAUAGAAGACUCGGACCAGAACUUGAAAUACUUGGGCUUGCUCGCCAUGUCCAAGAUCCUGAAGACGCACCCCAAGUCUGUCCAGUCUCAUAAGGACCUUAUCCUGCAGUGUCUCGAUGACAAAGAUGAGUCCAUUCGUCUCAGAGCGUUGGACCUUCUCUACGGCAUGGUUUCUAAGAAGAACUUGAUGGAGAUUGUAAAGAAGCUGAUGCUGCAUGUGGACAAAGCUGAAGGAACCACUUACAGGGAUGAACUUCUCACCAAGAUCAUCGAUAUCUGCAGCCAGAGCAACUACCAGUACAUCACCAACUUUGAAUGGUACAUCAGCAUUCUGGUGGAGCUGACCCGAUUAGAGGGCACACGACACGGCCACCUCAUCGCCUCUCAGAUGUUGGACGUUGCCAUUCGGGUGAAGGCCAUCCGAGCAUUCGCCGUCGCUCAGAUGGCCACUUUGCUGGACAACGCCCACCUGCUGACGGGCAACACGCAGCGGAACGGCAUCUGCGAGGUUCUGUACGCUGCGGCCUGGAUCUGUGGCGAGUUCUCCGAACACCUGGAGAACCCGAUGCAGACGCUGGAGGCCAUGCUGCGGCCCAAGGUGGCCACGCUGCCGGGCCACAUCCAGGCUGUGUAUGUUCAGAAUGCAGCCAAGCUGUUUGCAACAGUGCUGAAGGGCGAGGAGGGGAACACAGACGGCACAGCUGCGCAGGAAGCCAGCCAGCUAAUGAUAGACAGGCUGCCGCUGUUCGUACAGAGCGCCAACCUCGAAGUCCAGGAGAGGGCGUCCUGCAUCCUGCAGCUGGUCAAGUACAUCCAGAAACUUCAGCAGAAGGACGUGGAAGUGGCAGAGGAAGUCAACGCGCUGUUUGCAGGAGAACUCAACCCUGUGGCCCCGAAAGCACAGAAGAAAGUUCCUGUUCCUGAAGGCCUGGACCUGGACGCCUGGAUCAAUGAACCGCCUUCUGAAAGUGAGUCUGAGGACGAGCAGCCGAAGGCGAUUUUUGCAAAGGAGGAGCCGAAACACUCCAGACCCCGUCACACAGAGGUGGACGAGAAAGAGCUCGCAAGGAGGAGGGAAGCGAGAAAGCAGGAGCAAGCCAACAAUCCGUUCUACAUCAAGGCUUCCCCGUCCUCUCAGAAGGUGUAUCAAGAAGCUCCUGGAGUGGAGCACAUCCCAGUAGUGCAGAUUGACCUCAAUGUGCCUCUCAAAGUCCCAGGUCUGCCUAUGUCUGAUCAGUAUGUGAAAAUGGAGGAGGAGCGCCGUCAGAAAGAGAGAGCAGAGAAGAAGAAGAAGGAAAAGAAGAAGAGGAAAGAAAAGCGCAGCGGACGAGGGAAGAAACACGAUUCGGCUCCGGAGAGCGAAGAGGACAUCACUCCAGCUCACAUGGUGGACAUUGUUACAGAGGAGAUGCCAGAGAAUGCCUUACCCAGUGAUGAUGAUGAAAGAGACCCCACUGACCCCCACAAAGCUCUGGACAUCGACCUGGACAAUUUGAUGGAGUCGGCUGGGCGCAGGCCACUUGCAGACAGCGAGAAGCUGCCGGUCAGGUCACAUCGUGCCGCUGAGGCCCAGAAAAGCCCAACAGAUGGAGAAACUGAAAAUGCGACAUUGCAGGAACCCAAGAAGAAGAGCAGCAAAGAAAAGAGAGAGAAGAAGAAAGACAAAGAGAGAGAUCGGAAGAAGAGCAAAGAAGAGAAAAAGAAGAAAAAACACAAACAUGAAGACAAGGAGGAGGAUCUUCUCGGGGGUCAGGCUGACGAACCUGUGCUCCAAUCAGAAGAAACGAGUCAAGUGGCAGAUCCGCCCACUUCCUCCUCUACCACUGCUGAGGUAUCGGAUCUGGAUUUCUGGCUCUCAAACGCUCCAGUGCCCUCUAACACCCAGGAAGCAGCAACAGUAGCAGCAGCAGCCCCAGAGCCCUCCGUCACAGCGCCAGACUCCGAGCCAGAUGAACCCAAAGACACAGAAAUGGAGGAGACGAAGUCCUCAAAACACAAGAAGAAGAAGCAGAAAAAGGAGAAGGAGGAGAAGGAGAAGAAAAAGAAGAAGAAGCAUCACCACCAUCAUCACCAUAGUGACGGUGCUGGAGAGGAGUCUGUUCAGAAUGGCACCGUUGAGGAGGAAGAGCCCCUCCCGCCAAUGUCCAAUUACUGCCUGCUGGCUGAGAACUCCUACAUCAAGAUGAUGAUGGAAGAUGCUGACGAGGUGUAUGACAUCCAGGGGAACCUGCAGGAUGGCAGCCAGGUGGUUGUGUCUGUUAUAUUUGAAAACAAGUGCAACAGCUUCCUCAAAUCCAUGGAGUUCAACGUCUUGGACUCUCUGAACUCCAAACUACAGAGGCCAGAAGGCUCGGGUCCUCACGAUGGCCUCGUCGUCCCCUUUCAACUUCCUCCAGGAGUGUCCAAUGAGGCACGGUUUGUCUUCACUGUGCAAAGCAUCGUAAUGCCACAGAAACUGAAGGGAACUCUAACCUUCAUUGUUAAGAAUGAAGAUGACUCUACUCAUGAGAAACUGGACUUCAAACUGCACUUUACCUGCACCUCCUACUUAAUCACUACUCCUUGCUACAGCGACGCUUUUGCAAAACUGUUGGAGUCGGGAGACCUGAAGAGCAGCUCAAUCCGGCUGGAGGGAGUCAACAUGCCCUUCCACCAUCUGCUGGCCAGGAUCUGCUUCCACCACCACUUCUCAGUUGUGGAGAGGAUCGACUCUUGUGCCUCCAUGUACAGCAGGUCCAUCCAGGGUCACCAUGUCUGUCUGCUGGUCAAAACUUCUGCUCAGACGGUGUCCAUCGACGCAAAAUGUGACGAGCCGACGCUGCUUGGGAAUGUGCUGGAUGAGAUCAAGCAGACCUUCUCUCAGUGCUGAUUGUUUCUGACGGCCCCAGGGUGCACCCGGCCCCUCCAUGCCACCCACUCCUUCAUUAUGGCAACACAAUCACAUUACGAAACACUGCGACUGGCACCUCCAACUUCACCCUAUUUAUUAGUCCUCAAAUUUUCAAGAUUUCUUUCUCCUCACAUCCACUCCGAUUCCUCUACACUUCUCUCUUUUUUUUCCUUUUCAAAUUAUUUUCCUCUGCACUCUCAGCUCUGUGGUCAUUCAGCCUCGCUGUUGUUUUACAGACUCACUGUCUACAUGCAUCGUCUUCUCUGUUGUGUACCAUGAUUUUUACUUGUGUUUUCCAGCUCCUCCUUGCUCUGGAUUGCCUCACGUUCUCUUCUCUCCCAGGCCUUAUCCCUCCUCCCUCCCGCCCUGCUGGCAGUUCAUUCUUUGACAGUCGUGUAAUGUAACAACUGGAUGUUUGCUGUUGAUGGUUGAAUUGUAUUUUGAGGUUGUGUUUGAGGUUUUAUGUUUUCGUCUGUAGUUUGUUUUUGUUUGACGUAUGGGUCUCUUCUCCUCCUCUUUUGUUUGAAGCCUGUCUUCGCCUUUGUCUCGACUCCCUGCAUCCCUCUUACUGAACAUUACUGCAGCUCUGCUCUGUGGGCCUGGAAAAACAAUGUGACUGACUUUUUUUUUUUUUUCACCUGGGUCCUAGCUGGAAAAAAUGUAGUACUCUAACUUAGUCACCUCACCUGGUGUAUGAAGACUAAACAUUUGGGCAGCUGCAUUGCCGAUGGAGCAGAGAGAAAACCAAAGCUAAAUACACUAAAAGGCAGGGAUGUUUAAAGGUUUAAUAGAAAGCUUUGUCCCUGAUUUCUCAUUGGUCAUGCUCAGAGCAGAUGUGGUGUUUUUAGAAACAAAGAAACUUAGUGGGUCAAUGGUUCUUUUUUCUUUUCUUUUUUUUUGCUCUGUGCCUUUUUUCCUACAGUCUACUCAAGCUCUUCUGAAGAAUUGACAUACCGUUCCUUCCAUGAAUUAAAUGGAUUUAAAUAGUUGAUAAUAGUAAAACUAGCCACCAGGAAGGCGUAUUCUGUGCUAGCAGACGCCGUUCAGGCCCUCUAUAGUCCAGUAUUGGUUAAAUUCCACCGGGAGGAAGCACCUGCUUCGUCUUCUUCUGUUCUUGUGAAAUAUUUCCGCCUGUGCCACUCGAGUGUUUGCAGCAUGAUUGUUCCACCCAUGUCAGCCGGCACCCAGGUGACAUCCCCGAUGUUUCCCUGCCCUUCGGAAAACCGCCUUGCCUCUUUUCAUGCUCCGUUGUCAUUUUGGGGGUUUUUUUCCACCCCAAGGAAGAAUUUGCCUCCUCUAACAAAACCUUCUUUUUUUUCUUUUGAAUUGAGUUGUUCAUUUUUGACUUCUGACCUUGUUUAUCAAGAUAAAAACUAGUUUGUUCAUAUAUACUGUUAAGGCCCUUCUUUGCAUCAGUCUGCUGUUGUAGAUAAUGUUGAUGUCUGUGACCAUCGGGUCAGCCAUUCCACUUGAUAUUCAGUCUAGUCUGAAUACAGAGGUGAUCUGUUGUUUUUCAGGAAUGUCAAAAGAAAACGAUCAUGUAUGUAUUCCUUGUUCCUGAAAACAACUUCGCUGAAUCCAAGAGAAAUUGUCUCCUCAUUCAUUAUUAUGAUCAUUGUGUGCAUAAUAUUAGAUUAAAAUGUGUAUAUUGCAUGAUUAGGAAUGUAAUUUUUUUUCUGUUAUUGUUCUAUCACAGGACAUGCUUAAACAAAGUCAUUCCAUACUGUCCUUUUUUUUUUUUCCUUUCCCCUGAAUAUGAUUUUGUUUACUUGAUCAUGCUCUAUUUUCGAUGGCAUUGUGUUUUUACCUGUUAAGACGUGAUAUCACUGAAUGUUUUAAAUUAUUAAACACAAGGGAAAGAAGGGGUUUGGUGUCAUGAACACCGAGGGCACGGGGCUCAGAAAACCAGUUUAAAAGUUCACCUGAAGCAGUGUAUGGAGAAGCAAACCACUGUCUCAACUCUCUUUGCUUAGCUCAUUGUGAGGUCUUCUUCCACGUUUGGCUUGUUACAAUGAAAUAUACGCUCGAAUGAAAGAUUUUCAACAGUUAUUUUUGUUUUCCUUUUCUUCUCCAUGCUCAGCUAUCAAACAUACAUUGUAAAUGGUCAUGAUGUCAAGAGGACAACAUAAAUUAUAUACUCUCCCUUUAAAGAAGGUCCAUCAAAACUAGAAAUAAAUUCUGGGAGAAGCUUCUGUAGUCUUUUUUUUGUGUUACAAAAAAUAAAUCAAUAAAAACUUGCCUAUACCAAA